GCUAAUAUGAUCAGAAAUAGUGUGUUAAAAUACAAAUGUGCACCAAUUGCAAUUAAAUCCUAAUUCUUUUUUAACUGUAGAGAUAGGCUGGUGACAUACAAGAAAGCCCUCUGCAUAGCUAGAGCUGAUUUUUAUCCAUCAUUAAGUACCUUGCGUGUACUUCUACACAUCACAAAAACAGGUUUAUGUGUUGGGGUCAUAUCAUGUGUUAUGGAUGAUACAAGUGCAACCCUCUGUUAGACAGCAGCUUGUUCUACGUAACACAACCCUCUGGUGUGAACGUAUCCUACAUAGGACACCAGGGCUCUCUCUCUCUCUCUCGCUCACUCUCUCACUCUUUUUCUCUCUUUCUUGCUCACUCACCCGAGAGUGUUACGCUCCUGAUGGCUGGAUUUGGUUACACUCACCUGCAAGUGAUACAGCCUCAUAAAUACCUUGCUUUUCAUGAAUUAUUAUCAUGCUCACAGGCUGUGGUGAGCAUUCGCAUUUGCAGCAAUUGUGGAUGGAACAGCUGAGCCAAGAUGGACAUCUCCGUUCUCCCCAACAACAAUCACCCUGAAAAGUUUCUCCAGCUGGACGUUGGAGUGUUGGAGGCCAGUCGUGGCCUGUACCAGGUUGGAGCUUUCAUGUCCAAUCACAGACGAUGGCAGAACAGGAUCUACCAGCAGAGAGAGCAAACGAUCAAACCAGAAAACAGAAGUCCUCUGUCUCCAGAAGGAAGUCCUGUGGUGUUUGUGGACAGAUACCUGGAGAAGCACAUCACUCCAGUCACUCUGAAGUCCAACGUAAAGAGGAACCCUCUGUACAUGGACAUCAGAGCCACGGAAAUUGUGGACAGUGAUAAAUUCAAACCUUCUUGGACAGUCAAAGAGUAUGAUGCCCAAACGAUCCGCGGCAACUUGGCAGGAUACUUAAAGGAGGAGGAGAAAACACCCAAAGACCUGGAAUUUUGGCUGGAAGAUCUUUACACUCCAGGAUUUGACUCAUUACUUAAAAGGACAGAAGCAGAGCAGAAGAGAAAAAGACUCUGUAAAAUAAUCUCCUUGUUCAUUUUGGUUUUUGGUAUUUUUCUUAUUGUUAUCAUUGUGCCAGUUGUCCUUCUACAAAAGAAAAACUGACCUGGAAAAAUCUGCUGUAGCACAGACGAUCCCACUGAGGCACCCGAAAGUGGACUUGAGAGGAAUCAGGAUCGCUGGG
Molecule: messenger RNA, 1197 nt
Organism: Nothobranchius furzeri (turquoise killifish)
Lineage: Eukaryota; Metazoa; Chordata; Actinopteri; Cyprinodontiformes; Nothobranchiidae
Gene: minar2
Product: membrane integral NOTCH2 associated receptor 2
Source: RefSeq, a predicted model, not a curated record